Malassezia pachydermatis is the source of this 1578-nucleotide messenger RNA. RefSeq lists its product as hypothetical. Gene Ontology annotation, biological process: mRNA splicing, via spliceosome. The record is from RefSeq and is a predicted model, not a curated record. Lineage: Eukaryota; Fungi; Basidiomycota; Malasseziomycetes; Malasseziales; Malasseziaceae. Gene Ontology annotation, cellular component: precatalytic spliceosome; U2 snRNP; catalytic step 2 spliceosome. Bases 1 to 1578 code for a protein of 525 amino acids. The transcript has a single exon.
AUGUCGAGUGGAUCGACAGCGCCGGCGCCGGCGCCGGCGCCAGCUGUGCUCUCGAAGAAUGCGAAGCGCCGUGCGAAGCGCAAAAUGCAGAAACAGGAUACCGCUACAGAGGCACCUGCCCCCACCUCCGCAGCCACCGCGCCGUCUGGGACGACACAGGCAGCGACGAUGGACGACGUGCCUACGUACAUUGCGCCUGCGCCUGAGCCUGUCGUUGCGCCGUUGCCAGAGAUGGAUCCUGCGAUGGCCGCCUCGUUCUCGGCUGUGCUGGAGCGAUUCCAGCCGGCGCAGGACGAGUCGGCGGGCGCCCAAGCCAAAGGCGAAGUGUUCUACUCGGACGAUGAUAUGUACUCGGACGACGAGGCGUCCAAGCUGCCCAAAUCGACCAUGUCACGUCGGAAACUGCGUGAGCUGCAGCGCAUGUCGGUCGCUGAGCUCAAGCAAGUUGUGCGGCAUCCAGAGGUGGUCGAAUGGGCCGACGUCGCGUCGACGGAUCCGCAGCUUCUGAUUCAUUUGAAGAGUUACCGCAAUACUGUCCCUGUGCCUACGCACUGGAGCCAGAAGCGGGAGUACCUAUCCCAUCGACGUGGUAUGGAAAAGCCGCCGUACGAGUUGCCGUCGUACAUUGCGGAGACGGGCAUUGCGACGCUGCGUAGCGCGAUGCAAUCGGCGGACGAAAACAAGACGCUCAAAGCCAAGACACGCGAGCGUGUGCAGCCAAAGCUGGGACGCAUGGAUAUUGACUACCAGCGCCUGCAUGAUGCGUUUUUCCGGUUCCAAACGAAGCCGCCCAUGACCAUGUUUGGUGAGACCUACUUUGAGGGCAAAGACGGUGGGUCGCGUGCGCGGCAUCGCCGGCCUGGUGACUUGUCCGAUGCUCUUCGCGAGGCUCUAUCGAUCCCGCCGCUCGCACCGUUCCCAUGGCUGAUUGCUAUGCAGCGGCAUGGGCCUCCGCCGAGUUAUCCACACAUGCGCAUUCCCGGGCUGAAUGCGCCGAUUCCCGAGGGCGCACAGUGGGGCUUCCACCCUGGUGGAUGGGGCCGUCCGCCUAUUGACGAGAGUGGCAACCCCAUCUACGGCGACGUGUUUGGCGAGUCCAAGAAGCACCACGACGACGUGUUUGUGCAGGAUGCGCCCCAGCGUGAAUACUGGGGCGAGUUGCCGCCGGAGGACGACGACGUGGGCGACGAAAGUAGCGACGAGGACAUGGACGAAGACGAGGCGGAGGAGGACAGUGAAGCGAUGGACGAAGGCGACGACGACGACGACGCGCCGACCAUGGUCGAUGACGACGAGGCGCAGCGUCUCGCUGGCCUCGCGACGCCGUCUGGUAUGCAGACCGUCAUGGCCGGACUCGAGACGCCAGCGUACAUUGAGCUGCGGAAACCUGCGCCCGCCUCGUCACGGCCAGCCGAUGCUACCAACGAUGCGCCCGCUGCCGCGGGCGCCCCCCCUAGCGGUCCACCGCCCUCCCUAUACCAUGUUCUUCCGGAGCGGUCAGCUAGCGCACAACAAGGCGGUCUACUGGGCAGUGAUCACGUCUACGACGUACGCGCCGCCCGUGGCUCGUCAUCGUAA